Anolis sagrei ordinatus is the source of this 1293-nucleotide messenger RNA. NCBI's taxonomy places the organism in Eukaryota, Metazoa, Chordata, Lepidosauria, Squamata, Anolidae. The record is from RefSeq and is a predicted model, not a curated record.
AUGCAAUGGGCCUUCCUUCAGAUGCUGCUGCUUGCCAUUUUCCAGCCGGUGAAGACCGACGUCAGCAACUGCGAUGGGACCUGCGGAAGGCGCCCGCUGGCGGCCAGCCAGGAGAUGUCGCGUCUGAUCGGUGGCACCAACGCCCUCCCCGGCACCUGGCCCUGGCAGGUCAGCAUCCAGGCCCUCAUGCGGGGAGGCUACUACCUGCACAUUUGCGGCGGAACACUCAUCAGCGCUCGCUGGGUCCUCUCUGCUGCCCACUGCUUCGGGAAGCCAAAAGACCAGUAUAAGCUCCUCCUCGGCUGCAACCGGGUCAACCUGCCGGGCCCCGAUUCCCGGGAGCGUUUCAUCAAGACGUUGGUCAAGCACGAAGACUUCCGGAGCACCCUCAACACCGGUGGGACCAUCUUCAAUGACAUCGCCUUGGUGGAGAUGUCCAAACCGGUCAACUGCAGCGACUACAUCCAGCCAGCCUGUUUGCCGGACAACAGCAUGGCCGUCACGGACCUCACGCAUUGCUACCUCAGCGGAUGGGGCAGGACCGACCAGAAAAAGCAAAUCUACCCCGACAUCCUGCAAGAAGGGAAAGUGGACCUCAUUCCCCGUUGGAACUGUUCACAGUGGUGGAACCGGAUCCUGCCUCCCAUGAACCUCUGUGCCGGGACAGAAAGCGGAUCCGUUGACUUCUGCCAGGGCGACAGCGGGGGUCCAGUCCAAUGUCGGGAGUCUCGGUCUGAGCGUUUCUGGGUCCUGGGGGUGCUGAGCUGGGGAUCCUUGGAUUGCGCUGUGGUCAAGAAGCCGAGCAUCUUCAUCUCCACCCAGUACUUCCUUGACUGGAUCGAAGAACAUUCCAAGGAGACCUUCCAACGCCCACCUCAACCACCGCUGUUGGCGCAGCUCACCACGACUACAGCCACGACCACAAUUGUGCCCACGACCCCACCAGUGGUCACUUGGGCCCCCUACUGGUACUUGACCUGGGCCCGGCCGACCCAGGUGACCCCGUGGCUGCCCCCGUGGAUGAGUUACGGUCGGUGGAGGACCCCCAGGUGGCGCCCCAUGUGGCGCACACUCCGGCCCUGGACCACACGAAGGUUUUACAUCAGCCACGACAGCCCUCACCAUGAACGCAGUGCUCAAACCGAGCUGAGGAACCUCUACAGUGAACUGUAUUUGAUAGACACCCAGUCAGACUCCACGCCCGCUGCGGCCACCCAGUCAGGAACAUUAAUGCGUUAUCUUGUAGAGGUCAGGCCUCUCUAUGAUAAGGACAAGAAAAUAAAACGGAAUUGA